Stegastes partitus (bicolor damselfish) is the source of this 1562-nucleotide messenger RNA. RefSeq names its product ornithine decarboxylase-like. Gene Ontology annotation, molecular function: ornithine decarboxylase activity. Gene Ontology annotation, cellular component: cytoplasm. Bases 56 to 1396 code for a protein of 446 amino acids. The transcript has 9 exons. NCBI's taxonomy places the organism in Eukaryota, Metazoa, Chordata, Actinopteri, Pomacentridae. The record is from RefSeq and is a predicted model, not a curated record.
CCUGAUAACACUUUGACACAUUUAGAAGCAUCUGAGAUUCCCGGGGUUGAACUAUAUGGAGGAAAACAGAAGAAAUGCUUCGGUGACGACAAACGGAUCAGUUUCGCGCAUUUUAUCCCUCGACAGUAAUAACGUUGAAAUUUUAGAGGAUGGAAAAACCAUCAAUGAUGUCAUAGACGGCAAGAUUAAAGAGCUAAGCGCCGUGGACAAUGAGGAGCCGUUCUACGUGCUGAGUCUUGACAGCAUGUUGAAGAGGCACCUCAGGUGGCUCACCAACUUGCCUCGAGUCAAGCCUUUCUAUGCCAUGAAGUGCAACAACACUCCGACGGUUGUCAGGAUGCUGAUGGCUCUGGGAACUGGGUUUGACUGUGCCAGCAAGGCUGAGAUCCAGCUGGCCCUGUCUCUCGGAGUGACGCCCGACAAGAUCAUUUACGCGCACACCACCAAACCGAUGUCCCACAUCAGAUACGCCUGCAAUCACAGAGUAGACGUGAUGACUUUUGAUAGCGAGGGCGAGCUGCUGAAAAUCUCUCUGUGCCACCCCCAAGCCAAGUUGGUUCUACGCAUCGCAGUGGACGACUCCAAAUCGCUGGUGAGACUCAGCUCCAAGUUCGGCGCCAGGAUGUCCUCCGUCGGGAAGCUGCUGGAACAGGCUGGAGAGCUGGGCCUGGAGGUCAUCGGGGUCAGCUUCCACGUGGGCAGCGGGUGCACCGGGAGCUUGGCCUACAAGCAGGCCAUAGCAGACGCCCGAUAUGUCUUCGACGUGGCCAGUUUGCUGGGAUUCCAGAUGAGACUCCUGGACAUCGGCGGUGGAUUCUCUGGGAUCGGCGACUUCCAAGAAAAAUUUGAAGAGUUUUCCGAAGUCAUUAAUGCAGCGCUGGAUAAAUACUUCCCUCCUGGCAGCGGGGUGGAGGUCAUCGCAGAGCCAGGCCGAUACUACGUGGAAUCGGCCUUCACGCUGGCGGUGAACGUCGUGGCCAAGAGAGUUGUGGCCGAUGAAGUGGACGAACAAAACAAUGCUGAGAGAAACAGCCCAGACAAAGCCAUGAUGUACUACAUCAAUGAUGGAGUCUACGGCUCGAUGAGCUGCAUCACCUUCGAUCCUGCUCACAGCAAGCUGGAGCCGUACCUUCACAGGGCUGUCGACAGCAGCGAGCCCACGUACCCGUCCGUUAUCUGGGGUCCGACCUGCGACAGCAUCGACAAAGUCACUGAGAACUACUGGAUGCCUGAGCUGCAUGUGGGGGAAUGGCUUCUCAUCGACAACAUGGGCGCCUACUCCGUCAGCGUGUCCACUGACUUCAACAGCUUCGAACGAGCGCGCAUUUACCCCGUCGUGACGGCUAAAACAUGGCAGGCCCUAAACCUGUCCCGCACCUACAGCAUCAUCCACUGACACCCGCCUGAUAGUCAGACAUUUAACUUCUUUCUUGGGCUGGUUGGUUACCUUCUGCAACUCAUUCACUGAAGAAUUACAUUAGUCAUGACAGUUUGUAGGAUACACAAAGGAAAACAAAAAGUAGUCGAAUUUUGGGCAAAAUCUAUUUAAUACCUACAUUUAG